This is a messenger RNA of Emiliania huxleyi CCMP1516, 1350 nucleotides long. RefSeq lists its product as hypothetical. Bases 1 to 1350 code for a protein of 449 amino acids. NCBI's taxonomy places the organism in Eukaryota, Haptophyta, Isochrysidales, Noelaerhabdaceae. The record is from RefSeq and is a predicted model, not a curated record. The transcript has 2 exons. Gene Ontology annotation, molecular function: ubiquitin protein ligase activity. Gene Ontology annotation, biological process: proteasome-mediated ubiquitin-dependent protein catabolic process.
AUGCCCGCACGCGACACGGAGGAUGCGGUCGACUCGGAACCGCCCGUGCCGGAUGAGCUGAGUUGCGCCAUUUGUCUCGACUUGCUUCUCGAUCCCUGCACGUCGUUCCCAUGCGGGCACAGCUUUUGCGCUGGCUGCGUUGCAGCAUGGAUGGAGCGUGGCAGAGACCCGUGCCCGACCUGCGGCACGCCGAUGGCGCACGUGGCGCUCUCGUUUGCCCUCAAGGCGGCGGUCGAGCGCCACGCCGGAAGGAGCGGCGUCGCGGCGCAUCGAGCCCGGCGUGACACGCCCGAGGUGACCGCUUUCUCGCGCUCCGCCGCGCCGCCGACGCGGCUCGACGAGAGGAUUGUCGCCGCAGUGCUCGGCCGCGCCGCGCUGCCAGCCGAGGGCGCGCAGGGCGGAGCCGCGGAACUGGCUGCCGCGCCGCUGCUGCCGCCCGCCGCCGAGCUGGUCGCCUUUCUGCUCGCGCCGCGCAAGCUGCUCGCGCUCUGGUUCGCCGCCUUCGUCGGCUUCUUCGUCUUCUUCCUGCAGCAGAACCUGUGGGCGCUCACCGCGCCUCCAGCGCGCGCGACCGACGCGGCGCCAGCUGGGGCGGGCGGCGGCGAGGGCCUUGGCGCCCACCCCGCCGCCGACUCGCCGCUCGACGCGCUCGACGCGCUCGACGCGCUCGACGCGCUCGACGCGCUCGUCGGCGUGAGCUCCGUCUCGCUCUUCCUCUCGUGCCUCGCCCUCGCGGCCGCGCGGCAGCACCUCGCCGGCGUGCUGCAGCUGCCUCGCCCGCGCGGCGAACUCGCUCUCCCUCUCCUCGCCGUCGCCGCCACAGUCUUGCUCGCCCUCGCCUACGUUGGCGUCGCGCUCUCGACUCCGCUGCCGGAUCUGCCGCUGCCGGAUCUGCUGCCCUACCUCACGGCGCAGGCGGGCAGCGACGCGGCUCAGGCCGACCCGGCCCAGGCCGACCGGGCGGCGCGCUGUCCGCAGUGGGCCUCUGGAGGCGAGUGCGUCAACAACCCGUCGUACAUGCUCGAGCACUGUGCCGCGUCUUGCCUGCACGCGGGGCGCGGGCCGUCGCAGGGAGGGCACGGCCCGGCGGCCUGGCUGGCGGGGCAGGAGGGCCGGCUGGCGGGGGCGGACUCUCCGAUGGCGAAGCUGCUGCGCACCUACGAGGCGGAGGGUGCCUGGCGCGCUUACAGCGAAACCACGAUGCUGCUGCUGCGGACGACGCUGCCGUCGCUGCCGAUGCUCGCCGCGAAGGUGUUCGCCGUCACCUUUGUCCUCGUAUACGCCGUGAUCAGAUUGGCGCCCGCCCACCGCCUCGUGCGAUGGCACGACCCGGCGGCGGCGGGGCACUGA